Molecule: messenger RNA, 1139 nt
Organism: Helianthus annuus (common sunflower)
Lineage: Eukaryota; Viridiplantae; Streptophyta; Magnoliopsida; Asterales; Asteraceae
Product: 50S ribosomal protein L3, chloroplastic
Exons: 3
Coding region: 118-987 (289 amino acids)
Biological process (GO): translation
Cellular component (GO): ribosome; chloroplast envelope
Molecular function (GO): structural constituent of ribosome
Source: RefSeq, a predicted model, not a curated record
ACUAUUCAAACAUUUUUCACUAUUUAACAAUUAUAUCACAGUGGAUAAGAAAAGCCCAUCCUUUUUCCUUCUGCACGGAAACGCUAUCUCUAUCUCUAUUCGUCAAAACCGGUAACAAUGUCCAUCGUCGCCGGCCGGAUUACUCCCAUCAAUGCCACCAUGUCCCCCCAGUUCCACCGCCCCUCCCCCACCGCAAUCCUCCCUCUUCGCCUCCACAAAACCCACAUCUCCCUCCACUGCUCCAACUCCUCAUUCCUCAACCCUAUCCGUCUAUCACCCGUCACCCGACCCACCACCCGGAAACCCACAUCCAUCCAAAUGAGCAUGGAGGCCGGGGUGGGUUUGAUGGGCACCAAACUGGGAAUGAUGACGUUCUUCGAACCCACCGGAAAAGUGGUUCCGGUGACUGUUAUAGGGUUUCGUGAAGGGAAUGUUGUGACACAGGUGAAGACGGAUGAGACAGAUGGGUACAAUGCCGUUCAAAUCGGGUACAGACGGGUCCGGGACAAGAAGCUGACUAAACCCGAGAUGGGUCACUUGGAGAAAUCUGGGGUGAUUCCAUUGAGGCAUUUGCAGGAGUUCCGGUUGCCGUCAGUUGAUGGGUUUGAGCCGAAUCAAAAGUUGGUGUUGGAAGAGUUGUUUAAGGAAGGUGAUUUGGUUGAUGUGUCUGGUACCACCAUUGGCAAAGGGUUUCAAGGUGGUAUAAAGAGGCAUAACUUCAAAAGAGGUCCAAUGACCCACGGGUCAAAGAGUCAUCGGGCUCUUGGUUCAAUCGGAGCAGGAACAACACCCGGGCGCGUGUACAAAGGGAAGAAAAUGCCUGGUCAAAUGGGAGGAACAAAAACCAAGAUCCGGAAACUUAAGAUUGUCAAAAUCGACACUGAUUUGAGAGUUGUGAUGAUCAAAGGGGCGGUUCCUGGUAAGCCCGGAAAUCUUAUCCGAAUAGCUCCUGCCAAGAUCGUUGGCAAGAACAUCCCAAAGAAUUAGUUUGGUUUAAUGUUCUCUUCGGUUUGUAUGAUGUUAUUAUUGUGAAGUUCUGUAAUGUGAAUUAUGAUUUCGAACAAGGAUAUGACAUUGGAGUAGGGUUGUAACUGAAUACUUUGAAAAUUAUAUAAUUUGUUAGAAUUCAUGUUAUUUUA